UCACAACCUGCCGGCUCCUCCGGUUUUCCAAGCUCCUCGAUCCUUUCCUCUCUCAGCCUCAGCAGACCAUCCAUCCAUCCAUUUGCAAGCAAGCAAGCUCAGUACAUGGGCAAUGGACUCUCCCUGCCCCCCUGCCUGCACCUGCCGGCGGCGGUGAGGCUGGUGUACUGGGGCGGCCGGGCGAGGCUGCUCGCCGCCGACGCCCGCAUCACGGCCGGGGACGUCACGGCCGGGGACGUCGCGGCCGAGCUCCCGCCCCCGGCCUCGGACCACGCCGUCUGCCCCGCCGACGCCUUCUUCGUCAACCUCCCGAUCCCCGUCAUGUCCCCCGACGAGGAGCUCCUGCCGGGCCGGACCUACUUCGUGCUCCCCGCCUCGCGCUUCCCGUCCGUCAAGGUGCUCACCGCCGCCACGCUCGCCGCGCUGUCGGCCGCGCCCGCGCCCGCGAGCAGGGGGAGGAGCAGGCCGGCGCCGGUGCUGCCCUUGGCGGGGCAGUGCCCGUUCGAGUACGUCAAGGCGGGCGACGGCGGCGCGCCGCUCAUCAGGGUCCUGCCGGAGUUCAUCGAGAAGGUCAUCACCUGCGACGGCGGCGCCCCGGCGCCCAAGACGGCGGCGGAGCUGUGCACCACGCCGGAGCUGAAGCGGCAUUACGCGCAGCUGGUGGGGCCGAGGAGACGCCCGUGGGCGCCGAGGCUGGACACCAUAGAGGAGGGCAAUAGGAGCAGGUGGCUCAGGGCCACCGCCAGAAUGCUCCCGAUCGAUAGCCGCCCACAACUGACGACCAAGAUUUCUUUUCGAUUCUUUUAGGAUAUAAAAAAUGUGUACAUACAGAUUAAUUCAAUGUUAAUUGGACGCACAUUUUUUGCUUCAA
This is a messenger RNA of Panicum virgatum (switchgrass), 871 nucleotides long. RefSeq lists its product as uncharacterized. The transcript has a single exon. NCBI's taxonomy places the organism in Eukaryota, Viridiplantae, Streptophyta, Magnoliopsida, Poales, Poaceae. Bases 106 to 807 code for a protein of 233 amino acids. The record is from RefSeq and is a predicted model, not a curated record.